Molecule: messenger RNA, 1461 nt
Organism: Monoraphidium neglectum
Lineage: Eukaryota; Viridiplantae; Chlorophyta; Chlorophyceae; Sphaeropleales; Selenastraceae
Exons: 6
Coding region: 1-1461 (486 amino acids)
Biological process (GO): regulation of transcription by RNA polymerase II
Cellular component (GO): SWI/SNF complex; nucleus
Molecular function (GO): transcription coregulator activity
Source: RefSeq, a predicted model, not a curated record
AUGCUGCUCGCCAGCGAGCGCGCGUCCAUUUGCAAGCUUGACCGCGAUCAGCUGGCUAGCGCCCUCCGCCGUCUGGGCGAGGACGUCCCGCCCGCCGCCGACCGCGCCGCGCUGCUGUCGCGCCUCGCCGCCCGCCGCCUCGCCGAGCGCGCCCGGGUCGUGCGGCUGCCGCUGCGGCUGACGCUCGCGCACCGGCGGUCGACGCGGCGGUACCUGACAGUCCCCGUGGACGUCGGGGACAUCGGAUUCGUCGACUUUCUGCUAGAGGCGGGCUCCUACAACUGCACAAUCAGCCCAGACCUGCGGCAGCGGCUGGGCAUCGGGCCCAGCGACGGGUCGGCGGUGCGCGCGCUGGACAGCGGCGGGCCGACGCUGCGGCAGAGGGUGGAGCUGCCAGAGAUGUGGCUCGGCACGUUCAAGCUGCCUGCCCUGAGCGCGUGCGUCAGCGAGCUACCAGUGCCCCGCAAGGCGCGCCGCAUGCAGCCGCAGCCCCCGCAGCAGCAACAGCAGCAGCAGCAGCAGCAGCAGCAUCAGCAGGGCGAGGGCACGCGGCAGCAGCCGCCGCAGCUCCCGCAGGCGGGCCCGGGCGGCAUGCUGGGCGUGCGGGCGCUGCGGUGCUUUGACAUUGACUUUGACUGGGCCGGCAACCGCCUGGUUUUCCAUCCGGCCGGACACGCGGCUGCGGGGCUGCUGGACACCAAGGGGCUGCGGCGGGUGCCCUGCCAGUUUACAAAGACCGGCCUGGUCAUCCUGUCCGUCAGCAUCAACAGCAGCGCCCCGAUCCUCGGAAUCCUCGACCUCUCGGCCGGCGUCACGGUCCUCAACUGGGAGGCCGCCGAGCUGUUGGGCAUGCAGUGCCAGAUGGACGAGGAGCAAGCUUCCAGCGGCGUCGGCGGCGCUGGCGAAGGGAGCGACGGCGUUGGGGCUGGUAGCAGCAGUAGCGGCAGCAGCGAGGCAGCGGGGAAAGGCAAAGGCAGCGGCGGCGUCGGCGGGAGGGGGCCGGCCUAUGGGGCGGGCUACUUUGGCAGCGUGCGGAUACGGCUGGCGCCGACUGUGGAGCAGGGACUCAUCGGCGGCAGCGCUGGCAGCAGCGCUGCCGCUGCAGGGCGACAGCAGCAGCAGCAGCAGCAGCAGCAGCAGCAGCAGCAGCAGGCGCGCGGCGCGGGCGGCCCCGCCCAGCGACCGCCACCGCCGCGCGCCUCCGGAACCGGCGGUGGGGGCGGCGCGGCGCCGCUGGUGCAGGUGCACGAUGUGUACGAGCACGAGGUCGAUCUGGUGCUGGGCGCCGGCGCGCGCAGCGGCGGCGCGCGCGUGCCGCCGCCGCCCAAGCUGGCGGUUGCCCACCUGAAGGGCCUGGCGCAGCUGGGCCUCGGCGGGCGGCCAGCGGUGGUGGUGGGGGCCGACAUUUGGGGGCGGCGGCGGAUGGUGCUCUGCCUCAAGGCCGGGAUUAUGUAUUUGUGA